This is a messenger RNA of Pomacea canaliculata, 8082 nucleotides long. Its product is annotated as vacuolar protein sorting-associated protein 13C-like. The transcript has 35 exons. NCBI's taxonomy places the organism in Eukaryota, Metazoa, Mollusca, Gastropoda, Architaenioglossa, Ampullariidae. Gene Ontology annotation, biological process: protein targeting to vacuole; protein retention in Golgi apparatus. Gene Ontology annotation, cellular component: extrinsic component of membrane. The record is from RefSeq and is a predicted model, not a curated record. Bases 147 to 3671 code for a protein of 1174 amino acids.
CCGACUGCUCACUGGGCCAGAAGGUCUUGUAUCUGAGAUCCAUUGUACAGAUAAAAAACAGCUUGCAUUAUGCUGUGGAAGUAUUUUAUGAAGGAGAUACAGAACUACAAAGCUGUGGGGUGGCCCACCCACACUCUGUCUUCAGUAUGCCACUCAAAGCAGUCUACAGCUUGUCCAGUGAACUUUACUUCAGGCCUUGUAUUGGCAGCUAUGAACUAUCCAUGGAGCCCUUCAACUGGCGUAGUGCUGAGAACUCGGGCCUCGUGCAAAUUUCCUGCCCUGAUAUUCAGAAAGGUUUCUCAGCAUGUUACUUCAAUAUAGAAGCAGAGGUGGAAAAAAUUUUCUUUGAGAGUGGUGAAGAAAAAAAUGCCAAGAGUUUCUUCUUUCACCUGCAGCCAACAGUCAUCCUCCACAAUCUACUGCCCUUUACAAUCAGCUAUCUUUUGGAGGGUACUGCUGAUCAUGAGAGUCUGACAAAGGGAGAAAACCGACCUCUCAUGCAUGCAUGCUUCACAGAAACUACCUUGGGAAUUGUGAUUCCAUCAUACCAAAAUGAAGAGUGGAUGGGAUGUUGCCAAAUACAGUGUAACACACCAUUGCUGACCACGUGUUCAUUUGAGGCUGGCCCAGAAUCAAACAGAGCUAGUCUGGACUUGGGGUUACACUGUAAGCUCAACAAGGGCACCCUGGAUGUGUCACUGUUUUGUCCUUACUGGAUGAUCAACAAAACAGGAAAAUGGCUGGCCUACAGGGGUUCAGACCAAAGCAGUGUUGUACAACAUCCACCUGAUGCAGAGGCUCUUGUACUGUUCUCUUACAAGAGAAAAUCAUUCUUCAGUGCCAAGAAAAAAGAUAAAGAAGAGGGGAAACAUGAGGGUGAGAAAAAGUCAAAGGACAAAGUUCAUGUGAUGAAACAGGCUGGGAAAGCACAACUGCAGAUUGAAAACCUGGAAUGGUCUGACAAGUUUUCCCUGGACACAGUUGGAAGCUCUGGUACGGUACAGUGCAGAUCAAAGACUGAAGAGGCAGAGGUGGGCGUCAAGAUCUACUUGUCUAGUUCAGGACUUACCAAAGUUGUUACCUUCACACCCUAUUAUCUGCUGCUAAAUAUUUCCACGGAGUCAAUACUCAUAACAGAUCACGAAAACUGGAUAGAAGUACCUUCACAACAGGUUAUUCCCUUCUAUCCUUAUCCGAGUGAGAACAUUACUAUCAAGGCUAAAAUAAAGGGAACUUCUGAAGAGACUGUGCCAUUCCCUAUCGAUCAGGCACACUCCACUAUGCUAAGGCUUGACAAUGAGUAUGGAGCAAUCUGUGCAGAAUGCCAGGUAACAGAAUCCUCCAUGAUUACAACCUUGAAGGGCUACAGUCCAGGACUAGCUGCUGUGCGAGUGGUCAACCACAUUGAGAAUUUCAGUGUCACAUUUUACCAGUGCGGCCUUAAGGAUUGCCAAGUCACGGUUCCAUCACAGCACACAGUAUUAUACACAUGGGAUCUUCCCAUGGGUGUUCGUGAGAUUGUCUGGUCAUGUGGCAACAAAAGGAAUGUGAAAAAUAAUCUGUCUGAAGAUGAUAUGGAUGAGUUCUUUGCUGACGAUGACACGAAAGUGUAUUGGGUCACCUUUCUGGAUGGUCUGCAGCGUGUCCUUCUCUUCACAGAAGACCUUGAAAUAGCAGUAGAAGCUCAAGAGGCAGGUGAGCUGGAGCAUGUGGAGAAGGAAUUACUCUUCCAGCUUCAGAGCUUUGGGCUGUCUCUGGUCAACGAUCUCACUCAGGAAGAGCUUGCUUUUCUGGGAAUCACUAGCUCUGGCAUCAUCUGGGAAGAAAAAAAGAAAAGGAGGUAUAAGGCUUUGAAACUCAAAGAUUGCAAGAUGUUGGAGGAAGCUUAUCAGAAAUACCACAAUGACCUGGUUGUGGGCAAGAUACCAAACAUUACUGUUCAACUGGAAAACAAAAUGGAGGUAGAUUUUUCCAGCAUGACUGCUGUAAAGCCCAGAACUUUUCCCAUCAGACGAAUAUUUGAAAAUGGUAUCUGGUUUAAUUUCAAAUCUUCUGCACACCAGCAGCAGCUACAUGCCAAAAUAAAUCGCCUUCAGUUUGACAAUCAGAUGGCUCAUGCCAUCUUCCCAACAGUGUUGUCACCAGUCGCUCCACCCAAGACAGUGGCAGCCGAUAGUGCGCCCAAGUCUUUUAUAGAAGUCAGUCUUAUGAUGAGGAUGCAUGAACACAGCAAUGUCAGCCAGAUCAAGUAUUUCAAGGUGCUUGUACAGGAGAUGAAUGUCAAGGUGAGCCAAGAAUUCCUCAAUGCCGUUCUGGACUUUUUAGCUCCCACCGAGCCAUUGCCAAGGAUACAGGAGACAAUUCAGUUUCUAGAAGACAUCAAACUUAGUGAAAAGAGUUUGAUGAAUCUUGUUGGUCUCUCACUGUCCGAGGAGCAAAAAAACUUCUAUGACUACCUCCAUCUCUCGCCCCUCAAGAUCCACUUAAGCUUUUCCCUACAAAACAGUAGUGGUUCAACCGAAACCAUGGAGCUCCAUGCUGGUGUGCUAAACGUUUUCCUGCAGAGUGUAGGGGUUGUGCUGACCGACAUCCAGGAUGUAGUCUUCAAACUGGGAUAUUUUGAGCGAUCUCAUGCCUGUUACAAUCAGAGUCAGCUGAUUAGAGAAGUGAGCAGACAUUAUAUAGGACAGGCUAUCAAGCAGACCUAUGUGUUGGUUCUUGGUCUGGAUGUACUAGGCAACCCCUUUGGUCUCCUGCGUGGCCUGUCAGAAGGUAUUGAGGAUCUCUUCUAUGAGCCUUACCAGGGUGCUAUUCAAGGACCAGAGGAAUUUGCAGAGGGACUUGCACUAGGAGUGCGCAGUCUCUUUGGUCAUACAGUUGGUGGAGCUGCUGGUGCUGUGUCACGCAUCACAGGAACACUGGGUAAAGGCCUGGCCUCUCUAACUCUAGAUGAGGAGUAUCAGAAAAAGCGGCAGGCCCAGCUCAACAAAAGGCCAGCAACUGCAACAGAAGGCUUUGCACGAGGUGGCAAAGGACUCGUAAUGGGUGUUUUUGAUGGUGUGACCGGCAUUGUACGCAAGCCUGUGGAGGGAGCCAGGCAGGAAGGAGUCAGUGGAUUCUUUAAAGGUGUUGGAAAAGGGCUGGUGGGUGUGGUGACAAGACCAACCAGUGGUGUUGUUGAUUUUGCUAGCAGCUCUUUUGAAGGCAUCCGCAGAAUUACUGAGAUGACAGAUGAGAUAAAACGUCUCCGGCCAGCUCGAAGAUUUUACAAGGAUGGUGUGAUACGCCCCUACGUCCACCAAGAGGCUGAAGGUUAUGAAGUUUUGAAGGAGACAGAUAAGGGGAAAUUCAUAGCAACUGAUGAAUAUCAAGCACAUGUGGUGGUCAGCAAAGAUGGCAAGAAUAUUUUCCUCUUGACUGAUAAACGCAUUAUAAUGGCCAAACUGGGUGAGAUCUUUGGCUCCUGGGACUGCGAGUGGUCAUAUACAUGGGCAGAGCUGAAAGAGCCACCAAAGAGGAUACCAAAAGGAAUUGAGAUCAUACUUAAGGAAAAAGAGAAGAAGAAAUUUUUCUCUGGUGGAGCAUCUAAGAAGGAGGUUACUAUCACAGAUCCCAUUAUUGUGGAGUGGAUUUUGCUCAGAAUUGAAGAACAGAUGACUAGAAACAGAUGAAUGUGAAAAUUAGUCAGAGCAUAAAACUGCAUUGGAAGAGGACCAGUUCUUCCAGCUGAAAAAGACUCAUUGUAGCUGGAACUUGAGCAAGAUGCCUUCUUCAGCCUGUGAAAAGUUUUCGCAUCAUAUGUUAAUACAACAGUGACCUUACCAGUAAACUAAUUAGGAAUAUGCUUUGUUUAAUCUUUUGAUUACAUUUCGGUCACUAUUAAAUCCUUAUUGUGCCGCUUCUUUGUGACAUUAUUUUAUUUAGUGUUUGAAAUAUUUCCAAAGAAUCUUCUUUAAAAUACACUUGAGAGGAGAAAGUCCUUGUCUACACUUCCUCAGUAGUGUUGCAGUGCAAUAUUUUCUCUGUUGUUUGCUGUCACUGUUUUCAUGUUUAUCGCACAGCUUAUAGCAUUAUUGCAUUGCAGCAGGAUUACACACAUAAGCGACAUCUGUACUAGUGUAUGUGAGCAUUUGGCAUAAUCCUUGAAUAGCUAAUUUUUUUUUUUUAAUGAUAUGUGUUCUCUUCUGAUAAUUUGGAAAUACUGGAUCUUUCUUUUGGUUGAUAAAGAUUUCAUAGCCUUUUACAUAUGAAUCUUUGUUGUUACCUAGUGAUCAAGAUUGUCUAAACUCUGAAGAAUUUAUGCAAAAAUUCAUGUGUAACUUUUGGACUGUGCAUCCUGUGCAAAGAUGUACCAUUUUUCCCUCAGAGUGUAUAUUGAGAUUGUAGAAGGAAGUAAAAGCAGUAAAAAAAAGAUUAUGCCACCCUAAAAGAGGGAAAGAGAAGAAGUCAACAUCCUACAGUUACUUCCUUCUUAUCAGGAGAGAUUAAGAAGUGUCUGACAUUUUUAUAUGUGCUUAUAUUGUCUCGCCGUUUCUUCAUACCAGCUGCUGAUUAACAUGUGAGGAGACUUUGCCUUUGUUAUCAUCAUAUUUUAAAAUUUUUUAGUUAAGAAAUGUCUUCCCAUAGCAAUGAAUUUUGAUAUGCCAUUUUCAAUAUCUUCCUAUAGCUUAAGAAGUUAGUGUGUUUUAUAUCUCUUUAUUAUUUGUGUUACUUUAUACCGUGAAGGCAAACAACACUAAGCUUGAUGUCCAACUUAAAAUCUAUGAACAUCUUAUUCAUAUAUAUAUAUGCAUGAACCUAGCCCCAUGCAUACAUCUAUACCUUUGUAAAAACAUGUUCGCAUGAUCUUGUCCUCAGAGCUAAGCAGCUGUGAUUGCAGAGAUUUCAUGUUCGCUAGCAUGGCCUUCUUCAUUGUUAAGAGGUGCAGCCAGAAGCAGUGGGAUAAGUGAUUAUUACAUCUUUCUUGAAGUGUCCUUUGAGUCUUUUUCCAUUUUCUGAUCUCAUGCAUAUUUAAUAGCACUUGUUGACUUUUGUUUUUUUUUGUAUAGAUCACUGAGUGAAAUAAACUUGGGAUGUAAUUCACCACUAAUGCUUGCAUCUGUUGUGUAUAUUUUUUUAGAUAUUUCUACUGAUAUGGUGCAAAUAUGACAUUUAAAUUGUUUAUCCACGUUAUAAACACUGAUAUAUAUUAGCAUUCAAAUAAAAAUUUAUAAAUACCUUUGUGAACUUUAAGAAGUUUUUUUCUUCACAAGAGUUCAACUUCCACUCCCAACACUUUUUUUCUGCAGUGUUAGAAUUGUAUGUAGUCUUAUUGUGCCAGUGUUUUCUUGGUGUGAUGUUUUUAAAAUCUUUUGUUAGGUAACUAAGAAAUGUUAUUGAUAUGCUCAGUAUAUUCUCAGAAGCAAUAAGUUAACAUCUCAGGAUGUUAAAUAAGUAAUGGCUGUAUUAUGAACAUUUAUAUAUGAAAAGAUAAUUUGUUCAAGUAAUAAAUAUGAAGUUUGAGUAAUGUAUAUCCAUAUGGUCAAAUAUUAUAAGCACAGUCUUUGAUUCUAACUAGAAAUCUGUUAACAAAAUCUGCUUCAAAAGUGUUAUAGAAAUGGGUAGAAUCCUGCUUAUAUUACAUGAUCAUCUCAAAGAUUUUGUUCUGGGAUCUUCUGUUCGUCAUAUAUAUAUAAUCUUCUGUUACAUAUUCUGUGUGGUUGAAUGUUGCUGAUGAAUACAUCGAUCCUUUAACUAUGAGAAUAUUUGAACAAAUGUGCACUUUGUUGCUUGGAGAGUGAUUCAGUAUAUUCAUUUGAGUAGCUGGAACAGAAGAUAUUAUUGUAUUUUCUUUUAAAGAUUAGCACUGUCAGUAUGGAAAAAUUUAGUACAAAGUUCUGUUGUGUUAAUAGUUAGCUUUUUGUCUCUUCUUGGCAUGAAAAGGUUAGACUAUAUGACAUGAGGUUUCAUGUUUCUAAUUGUUAUGAGUGCUUUUUGACUUUGUUUCAUUUCUGUCCUUGGCAUAUUUUGUUGAUUAUGAAACACUUAGUUUAUGUGCACUUACUGUUUUUGUUCUUGUAGACAAAAGCUUGCAAAGGCAGUGUCCACACUUUUGUUUCCACAAUAUAUUUAGCUGCUUACAGACUUAUGUCCACAAUUUUUUUCUAAGGGAAAUGGAAAUAAUUCUGCACUUUCUUUUAAAGGGUAAUGUCCUUACCACAGUUUAGACCUGGGACAUCUUUUAAUACAUGAGGUGGACCAUAAAGUGGCAAAAAGUUAAAUAUAAGACAUCCAUUUUUUUAGCUUGUCUAUGUAUUUUCAUAGUUACGUUAAAUAUUUCAAGAGACUGAGGCUUUCCUAUCAGAAUAAGUAUUUUGAUUAUAGCUGGAUUUUUAUAAAAUAUCAACAGCUAAUAUUUCUUCUUUCUUGUAUGAUGCCAGUUUAUCAACAUAUUUCCAGAAUAUUGGGCAUUGAUGAAAAAGGACAAAACUACUUGAUUAAAUAAAAAUAAUGCUAAAAAUAAAAAAAAAAAACCAUUGUACUAUGAUCCAUAAAAGCUUGAUGCAGAAAACCACAUCAGUAAAAGCUUUGCUCUUAGUACUUUACCAACAUUUACUGAAGCAAAUUCAGACUUGGUGUUCUAGUCUUUCAAACAAAACUUUAAAAGUUAUGGAGAUAAUUUAUAAGCAUAUUUCUUUACAGUUUUCAACUCUUCUUUGAAGAAGAAAUUUUUUAUACUCCUGGUUCUUCUUGUACCACUUUAAACAUAUAACUGUUAGCAAUAGCUUUUUAUUUAAUGAAAUGAGGUGUUUGCAUUUAUGUGUAUAUUUUAAACCAAGAGCCCCAUUUUCGCUAGAGCUGAAAGACGACUAGGUGCAGCAUAAACAAAUUUGAACUGUGCUGAAAUGACUGCAUAUUUUUUGGAAGAUGGUUGUCAACAUUUCUGGGGAAUGAAACAGUAUUUGCUUAGAAAAAAAUUUUAAAAAUUGUCUGAAAGAUAAAAUACUUUAAUUAAGAAAUGCAUUCAGGAAUCUACUAAAAUCUGUAUCUUUCUUUGGUGCCACUUUUUUUUUUUAAAGAGUAAUUCAUGAACAGUAUAUUUUAUACACUUUUUACAAAUCUCAGAUUAAUGAUUCAAAGAAAAUAGGUGUAAUGUAUGUAUUACAAACUGAUAAAGUGCUUUUAUAAUAGAUGUUGCAAAAGUUCAUUCAAGCUAGAUACUAGGACAGUUGACCUGUCUUUUGAUUUAGAUUUAAUAUUGUUCAAUUGAUCCCUUGUGUUAUUCUGUGGACUUGUUACCAGUUAUGUUGUUUUCAAUAUGGAAUCUUGCAGGACAGUAAGGGGAGUUUAGUCUUUGCUACUCCUUGAGGAGAUUAGAGUCGCAACACAGUUAGGGGAUGUUACAAUUUAUACUGCAAGUGUUGUCUGGUUUUCCCACCAGCUCACCUUGUUUGCCAGCCAGUUGCUGGAUUUCAGGUUUUUUUUUUUAAACUGGCAGUAAAGUUAGGAGGCACUGAGACCUUGGCUCUUGUCUUGUAAGUGUACUUGUUCCAGUAGUACUUGGGCAUUUGUUAUAGGUGAAUGCUUUAUUAAGAGGUAAAUGAAUACAUAAACUUUUUUCUUUUUUUUUCAGCUUGUUUGAUGUGUAGAAUAGGGUCUAGAAAAUGCUGUUUGUACAACUGAUUAUUACUAUUAUAAAAAAUAUUUUCCACAUAGCUUAUUUAUGUGGCUUCAAUUUUUGAGAAUCACAGUCCUACAGUCAUGUUGUUCCUGCUUGCUUCUUUCAUUAAAAAUGCAAGGUUGACUUUUUAUUUUGUCAAUGCCUUUUUUAAAGCAAAAUUCUGAAGGAAUGUUUUUCAAUGAAUAAUUAUAUCCACAGAGUUUUGUUAAACAAUGUCUUGAAAAGGACACGUACACUUCUUUCUUUUGGUACCCACUGGCAACCAGUCAAAAUAAGUUCAAUAUUAUAUACUGCAUGCUUAAUACUCCUGGUGUGGUUUUGAUUGCUACAUUUAGAUAAUUAGCGUGGUGCUACAUGUGCAAUGCUUUUGGGAAGGAAUAUAUUUUCUUUUAUUUUGGCAAUUAAAUACAGUAAACCAUUUA